Messenger RNA from Heterobasidion irregulare TC 32-1, 501 nucleotides. RefSeq lists its product as uncharacterized. Gene Ontology annotation, cellular component: nucleus. Lineage: Eukaryota; Fungi; Basidiomycota; Agaricomycetes; Russulales; Bondarzewiaceae. Gene Ontology annotation, biological process: protein polyubiquitination; ubiquitin-dependent protein catabolic process. Gene Ontology annotation, molecular function: ubiquitin conjugating enzyme activity. Bases 1 to 501 code for a protein of 166 amino acids. The transcript has 6 exons. The record is from RefSeq and is a predicted model, not a curated record.
AUGAAGAUGUUGAUGUCGGACUAUGAAGUCAACUUGGUGAACGAUAGCAUGCAGGAGUUCUACGUCCGCUUCCACGGCCCUACGGAGACUCCGUUCGCAGGCGGUGUCUGGAAGAUCCACGUAGAGCUCCCGGAUCAGUAUCCAUACAAGUCGCCCAGCAUCGGAUUUAUGAACAAGAUCUUCCACCCCAAUAUCGAUGAACUGAGUGGUUCCGUGUGUCUGGACGUCAUUAAUCAGACAUGGUCACCUAUGUUCGAAAUGAUCAACAUAUUUGAAGUAUUCCUCCCUCAGCUCCUGCGGUACCCAAACCCCAAUGAUCCGUUGAACGGCGAGGCCGCUGCACUGCUCAUGCGACACCCGAAGGAGUAUGAUGCGAAGGUCAAGGAGUAUGUCCAGCGAUUUGCGACCAAGGAGGCGGCCGACCAUGCUGCGCCAGGUGAGGAGGAAGAAACCGAUGAAGAGAUGUCCGAGAUCGGGAGCAUCAGUGGUGACGAGGCCUAA